UGUUAAAAUGAACAAAUGCUAAAGGUGAGAGAUAGAGACACACAACACAGCACACAUCUUAUCUUCUUCCAUUCCCUUAUUCAACCAACUCCCCUCAAUCAACCCAAACUUUGAUGUCCUUCUUUUGUACCAUCUCACAGUUUUCAAAACAUAAAAGCCACAAUCAUAUAAUAUAAGUACUUAUAAAGAUAUAUAUCUUUAUUUGUUUGUUUGAGGGUUAAGUUGUUUCUCUUAUUAUAUAGUUUUGUAACAUAAUUUUGUUACAAAAAUAAAAUCAUAAGUUGAUUUUGUUUGCCUAUAUUUGUAGUUGUUCUAGUUUUGUAGAGAAUUAUUGUUAGGGUGACUAUCUUUUUGCUAGCUGGUUAAUUAGAUCAAUUACACAGGGAGGAUUAAGAUUAAGUAAUCUUUUGGGGUUAUUAUGAGUCAUUUUGUUCCUGAUUUUGAAACCGAAGACGAUUACUUGCUUCCGGCUUCUUCGAAUUCGAAAAGGCACAAGAAAUCAACAAUGGCGGAUGAAGAUAUAAUGGAAUUACUAUGGCAAAACGGCCAAGUGGUAAUGCAAAGCCAAAGCCAAAGACCGGGUGGUAAUAAGAAGGCGGAAACGACCUCGUCUAGAGAAAUCCGAUCUAGUGUUAUGGAAGACGAAACGACGCCGUGUAACUUGUUCAUGCAAGAAGAUGAAAUGGUUUCAUGGCUUCAUUACCCUAGUGAAGACAAUAACUUAGAUCUUUAUCUUCAUAAUAAUGAUAUGAUGUACCCUGGCCUUCCGUCGUGUAGUCAAGUUCUUAACACGUCUUCUUCUCAACAAUUGUCGCCACUUCCUCCUCCACGCCCACCAGUUAUUCCUUUAAAGCGCGUGGAGGAGGAACAAAUUCCACCCAAGUUUUUAAACUUUUUACAUUUUUCAAGAGUAGGCGGUAAUAAAGGAAAUUUGCCUGGGCCCGGGUCAGCUCCUUUGAAUUCAAACAAAGUAUCAAAGGAGCUGACGCAGUCCACAGUUGUAGAGUCAAACGGUCGCCCAGAGCAAUCUAGGGCGUCCCGCGUGAUCGAUAGUAGCGCGCUAGUUUCUGGCACGCACAUGAGUAGUUUUGGAGGUGCAUCAUCCGUAGGAAGAGAACCCGAGACUUAUGAUCUCACGGGUUCUUCUUCACCGGUCACUGGUGGCUCAGGAGCUAGUGCUAGCAUUGAACCACUAGCUCAGAAGCCGCCAGCGCCACCAAAAGAAGAUAGGAAGCGAAAAGGAAGAGAUACCGAAGAUACAGAAUGUUACAGUGAGGAUGCUGAGUUUGAGUAUCCCGAGGCAAAGAAGCAAUCACGUGGAUCAACAUCUACUAAAAGGUCGCGAGCUGCAGAAGUCCACAAUCUCUCAGAAAGGAGACGUCGAGAUAGGAUAAAUGAAAAGAUGAAGGCCUUGCAAGAACUAAUACCUCGUUGCAACAAGUCUGACAAAGCUUCGAUGCUUGAUGAGGCAAUUGAGUAUUUGAAGUCACUUCAAAUGCAAGUACAGAUGAUGUCCAUGGGAUACAGCAUGGUUCCUAUGAUGUUCCCAGGUGUCCAACGAUAUAUGCCAGCAAUGGCUGCUAUGGGAAUGGGCAUGGGAAUGGACCAAGUAGGAAUGAACCGUCCCAUGGUUCCAUAUCCACCAGUUCUUCCCGGGUCAACCAUAAUGCCAAAUCCAGCAGCAGCUGCUCAUCUCACUCAGCGUUUUCCAGUUUCACGAUUUCCGAUGCCACAAGUUCCUGUCAUGGGCCCAGCAAGAAGUCAAGCAGCUAACCCACCAGACCCGAUGAUGAAUGCCUUUCCUAUGCAAAAUGCAAACCAACCAAGGAUUCCGUUUGCAGACCCAUAUCAACAAUACCCUGGUCUUCCCCAAACACAGAUGCCAGUCAUGCCACAACCCCAGAAUCAAACAGGCGUGAGUGCGGUUACAAGUAAGCCAAGCAGCAGCAAAGAUGUCAGGGGCCCCGAACAUCACCCAACUGGUUGAUAUUCAAGGGAGUUCAGGCUACUAGCCAAAUAAAUUUUGUAGUUAUAAAGGCGAGAUGAGUAUACUAUGCAUUCUAAAGCGGCUGGCUUACACCAUAUAAUAUAGUUGAUGUGUAAUUAUACAAUGAUAGAGAUCCAAAAGCAAUUGCUUUGAGCAAGGUAUUGUAUAUAUGUUGGACAAAAUAUGUCUGAGAUAUUGCCAAUUUUUAGCUAUCGUGUUUUCCUCGUGAA
Messenger RNA from Erigeron canadensis, 2217 nucleotides. Its product is annotated as transcription factor PIF1-like. Gene Ontology annotation, molecular function: DNA-binding transcription factor activity; protein dimerization activity. Gene Ontology annotation, biological process: regulation of DNA-templated transcription. The coding region runs from base 419 to 1987 and encodes 522 amino acids. The record is from RefSeq and is a predicted model, not a curated record. The transcript is spliced from 8 exons. Lineage: Eukaryota; Viridiplantae; Streptophyta; Magnoliopsida; Asterales; Asteraceae.